This is a messenger RNA of Caenorhabditis angaria, 1774 nucleotides long. The record is from the annotation of a GenBank genome assembly. NCBI's taxonomy places the organism in Eukaryota, Metazoa, Nematoda, Chromadorea, Rhabditida, Rhabditidae.
AUGAUCAUCGAAGUUCGUGAUGAUCUCGGAACAGCAGCUUCGAUCUUCUCCCGAAAACAUCCACUCUCAUGUUGGCUCAGCUCAAUGUUGAUGUGUUUCGCCGACGCAUUUCUGGCCAAUUUUUUGCUCGGCGAGCCCGUCAUUGCACCAUUCAAACGACACGAUGAUGUGAUUUUGGUAGGUUUGAGUGGGGCCAGGUUUUCAGGCCUAGAAGCCUGAUAAAGCCCCCAGAAUUAUCAUAAGACAAAAAUUUUUUUAUGGAAUCAAAUUUCUGAGUUUCCAAAAUUUUCAAACAUUUUCUGAAACAGUGAAAAAAUUUUAUUCAAAAAUUUUGUUUGGAAAUUUUUUCACUGUUUCAAAAAACCUGGAAAAAUUAAAUUUUGAACAAAAAUUGACUCAAAAAAUAAAACUAAAAAUCACAAAUAUUUUUUUUUGUUAAAAAUUUCCUGAAACAGUGAAAAAAUUUUAUUCAAAAAUUUUGUUCAGGAAAUUUUUUCACUGUUUUAAAAAACCUGGAAAUAUGACCUAAAAUUAAAUUUUGAACAAAAAUUUCCUUAAAGAGAGAUGAACUAAAAAUCACAAAUUUUUUUUGUUAAACAUUUUUUGAAACAGUGAAAAAAUUUUAUUCAAAAAUUUUGUUUGGGAAAUUUUUUCACUGUUUCAAAAAAGCCCUGAAAUUAAAUUUUUAAAGCUGAACUGAAAUUAAAUUAAAUUUUGAACAAAACUUGUCUGACUGAAAUGCUUCCUAAAGAAGCCCGAACUUUUGUUUUGACAAGAACUUUGUGAGAAACUUUUUUCACUGUUUCAAAAAAAUCUUCAAAAUGACUAAAAAUUUGGCUGAAAAUAAUUUGAUGACCGCUUUCAUUUCAAAUAUACUUGAAGUUGUCUAAGAAUCCUAUCAAAUAUUUUGUGUUGUUAAAAAUUUUUUGAAACAGUGAAAAAAAUUUUAUUCAAAAAUUUUGUUUGGGAAAUUUUUUCACUGUUUCAAAAUUAGAAAUUUGGCUGAAAAUAAUUUAAUGUGGGCAUUCAAAAUUACUGAAAUUGUCUGAAAUAGCUUAAAAUCUUGUAUUUUCAGGCCUAGAAGCCUGAAAAAGCCUCCAGAAUUGUCACAAGCCAAAAAUUUUGUUCGGUAAAAGAAUUUUCGAUUAACUAAAAGUUUCAAACAUUUUUUGUUGUUAAAAAUUUUUUGAAACAGUGAAAAAUUUUUAUUCAAAAAUUUUGUUUGGGAAAUUUUUUCACUGUUUCAAAAUUUGAAAUUUGACUGAAAAUAAUUUGACUUAAUUAUUCGGUUCAAAACUACUUAAACUUGCCUAAAAAGCCUGUAUUUUUCAGGCCCCUCAAUCUCCAGCCCAAAAAAGCCCCCACUUUUUCCAGGCCACCAUAAUCUGGUAUCUCGUCUUCUACGCUCCCUUCGACGGCAUCUACAAACUCGCCAAAAUCACACCAAUCAAAUGUGUUUUGGGUGUGAUGAAAAGAGGUGAAGCGCGCCUACAAAGUGUCGCAUGGUGUAGCCCAUGCCGCAAAAUUAUAUCCAAAUUCCUAUUUGGUGCAAAUCUUGGUGGGAACUGCGAAGGGCGCCGGAAAUGGAAUAAUCAGAACUUUGGAGCAAUUGGUGCGCGGUGUUUGGAUUCCGGGACAAAAUGAGAUUUUGCGACCCAGCUUUGCCACCAAGGCUUGUGUUGUGGCCUCGAUUAUUUUUGCUGCCGAAAAGAGUGGAUCGUAUUUGACGGCGCCGCAUGAUUUGGUGUAUUUGGUGGGUUUUUUCGAGCUUUAG